CUAACAAGCUUUUAAAUCGAGAAUGAAUCAUCUUUAGUAAUAUUUUUAGUUACAGCUGCCAGUCAACAUCGUUUGUAGUUAAUUUUACUACCGGGAGGAAAUAAUUAUAAUUGCAUAAGUUUACUGACACUACAGUUUCGAGUAAUAUUUUUAGUUACAGCUGCCAGUCAACAUCGUUUGUAGAUAAUUUUACUACCGGGAGGAAAUAAUUAUAAUUGCAUAAGUUUACUGACACUACAUUUUCGUAUUUGAAUAAAUUCCUGCCAAGAUCAAGAUUGUUUUGUUUAAUUGUUUAAGUCAGCUAGAAAGGGAUAGAACAAAAUCAGAUUAGCGAGAAGUUCGUUGUUUUACGAAAGAAGAUACGGAAAGUCAACGCCUCAUUUAUUCAAGAUGCAAGCUUCGUCCUAUAUAUUUAUAUUUACUUUCAUGAUUCAAGUAGAGUCCUUUCACCUUUCGAAGAAAAACUACCAAACAGACGAAACGGAAAUAAAUCGUCUGAUGAAUAACCUAACAGCUGCCAAUCACUCAAGUGCUAUGAUAUUUGAGACACGUGGUGAUUUAAAGACAGAACCAUGUACACUUCAAGUGACUGGCGAGUCGACAAAUCAGUUUACUCACGAAAUCUUAAAAUACCGUUACAACUUUGUUCAUUUUAGACUGAAUUUUGUUAAUUUCAGUGUAAAUGAAACACAAGCUGUCAUUGCCAAGAAUGACUGGAUCUGGACAUAUAAAGGAGAGAAUGGGGCACAUCAGUACCUAUACCUACCAGGAGAAUUUGGUUAUUUGUCAUUUGGGUUACUGUGGGCUCAUACCCUCAGAAAAAAGUUGCCUGUUGAUAUUAAGAAAACAGGCGACUGUAGUAACCUGACAAUUGGAUUGUAUGAAACAGAUUUAUUAAUUGGGAAUGCAUUGGGAAAUAUGACGUCUGAAAUAGCUUCACGGUACGAUAUUUUCAAUUCUAGCUUUUGGUGUUAUUAUGGAAGGUCCUUCAUACAGCCUUUGUUUCUCUAUGACGCGUGCAAGAAUUCUAUAUGUACAUUUCAAACAAUUGAAUAUAGAUGUUGCAAAUUUCUGAUUGAUUACACGAAGAAGACGCGAAGAGUUGAGUGUGACAAGGAAGAGUAUCAUUAUGGCGAACUCUGGUGGAUGCUUCCGAUCAUAACUGGGAAUAUUUGUUUUGCAUUCUAUCCACUUUUGUUGACAACAAUUGGAAUGAAAAUUAAGGCAGUAUCGAAAAGACUUAAGAAGGAAAGAAAUAUUUCCUUAUCUAUGGAUACAUUUGCUGAAACAACCGAAUCCAGCAACGAAGACAGGAAUAGGAAAAAUAAACAUCUCUACAUUUCCUUAAAAGGUUCUAGGCCUAUCACUGUCUUAUCUACGUUGUGUUCACCUUUUUAUGGUUGGGAUCUGAGCAGGCCAAUAGUGUCACGUGUUUUGCGAAUAUGGAUAAUCAUCCUACCCAUAACACUUUCCAUGAUACGUGUUUUAAUUGAUUUUAAAUAUGCCAAGGAUAUUUUGAUAGAAGCAGUACGCAAAGGCGCUCUUAUAGGAUUUAGCUCACUUUUAGCGGGACCGAACGAGGCAAGAAAACAAUUUUUGUAUAUUUUCGGGGGUCCUGUUGUUGCACUUGCAAUUUAUUUUUCAUUCGGCUUUCUUUUGAUUGUUUUUCCUUCACAUUUAGAAGAUUUUGUUAGUAUCGGUAUACCGGCACGGAUUAAGAAGUUUGUGUUUGUGGUUAGAAUGCCACUAAAACUGAAGGAAAAGUUAUCUGGAAUAAAUGUUAGGCAUCAAACAGGAUAUAAAGAACUGCACAAACUCCUUCUAGCUCAAAUAUUUAUGUUACUGCAUUUUCAGUUCUGGAGUCAGUCACUCAAGUUGUUUUACCUAAGAUGGAAAAAUGUAAUAUUCUCAACAAUGACUCUUAAAAUGCAUAGUGUGUUUGCUUCAGUUGUUUCAAGUUUUGUUUGCUUGCCACUUUAUAUCCUAUUUUGUCUUCUUGAAUUGUUAUUUAGCGUUUUAUACUAUGCGUUCCCAGUUAUUAACUGCUUUUUCAUUGUGUUGAAAUCAUUUCUGAUUCACUAUACGUCUUUUUUCCAAGGCAGGGGAUGCGUUAUGAGGUGUCUCCAAUAUGUCCUAUUUUUACCAAUGUUGGUUUUAUUUUGCAUCUCUUGGUAUAUGUUUUGUAUUAUUUUCUUUGAUGGGUUUUGGUUUUUGUCCAAAAUUGCAAUGUUCACUUACAGUGGCAUCAUCGCGUAUCCUAAACUUUCGUACGGAUAUUUGGUCCUUGUAUGCAUGGCUUUGUAUUACCUAACGGAAAGUUUUAAUGCUUUCGGCGACAGCUACAGAGAACUUCUGAAACUUAGUAUAGAAGCUUGUGAAAGGUUCCAGCUGAAACACAUUGAUGACUCUGACAUGGAUGAAAAAGAGAUCAAAGAUAUUCGAAACAAAUAUGGCAUAAAAAGCGACCUCUUCUACAUGAUCGUAGAUAGACAUUUACCAAGGAGAAACCAAGUUUUGAUCACUAUUUUGAAAUUUACAUCAGUGAUAACCUUAUUGACAAUAUCAGUUGAGUUACUCGUAACCUUCGACAAAUUCCAAGAGUUAUCUCUUAUAUCUCAUGUCUUUACAGUAUUGUUCAUAUGUGCCUUACCUAAGAUAAUAAAAGUUAUGUGCUUGCAAAGCUACAGGCAUAGGACACGCAGAAAAAUGCAACAAAAGUUAUUCCGAACUGUUGCUGAGUACGUUAGAAACAGGACCAGAAAUGACAGAACAUCUGACGACAUUGAAAGAGUUGUCAUACGUUCGAGAAAUUCAGGAUAUAACACUUUUAGGGACACGUGUUCUGAAGAAAUGAAUGAUGAGAGUUAAAGACUAGAACUAAAAAUAUGGAAAAAAAAUUACAAAGUCUAUGUUGAUUAAUCGUAUAGAUAGCUCGUUUUGUAUAUUGACCUGUUUUAUCAAACGAUCAAACGUUUUCAUUUGAAAUGAGUUUGUAAACGGACACUGCGGUAGAAUGUACUUCGUUCGAAUUGUUUAAAAUCAAUGUUAAAUGUAGUACAUAUCUUAAUGUUGGCAAUUAAUUUGCUUAUUUCAAAAGUAUAACUUGACAAACACAUUCUUCAUUGCGACAUAAAUAGUAGUCACCAAAGCUGAAACUAUUAUAAAUCUGUUGUAUGUAUAAAUUCAUUUGGUAGUUAUGUAUCACGUAAUAUAAAUGAUAAAAGAAAACUCGUGGUCUUUUUGCGUCUUAGUUAAAAUGAGUGCAGAGGAAAGUACGUACUCAAUAACCUCUUUAGAAAUAUGACUAUAUCUCAGCUCGUCUAACCACAACAUUUUUACGUUAUAAAAUGAAAUUGCUGGAUAUCAAAAUGGGAAAGGUUUAAAUCUGAUUUAACGUCAAGCCAUAAAAGAGUCAGUUUAACUCAUGCUAGAUCCAAAUGCUCCAUGGUUACACUUUGAAUUCUACUUUUUGUUGAACUUAGUAAUCUCCGAGGCCGAGUCGUUAAGGGUCGCUGAUUGCGAGUCAAUUGCCACUCGCCACAAAUAAUUUGAAACGUUGAAAUUCUUUUUCAUAUGGGGAAGCCACCAAGCUGGCUUACAGAAAGUCGGAGUUUCUGCCAAAGCAGGUACCCACCUACCUACCCUUCCCUGAAAUAAUACACGGUGGGCCACAUUGGUCUUGCUCCACCGUCAAAAGCUUGAAAGGCACCAUAUGACCUAUAAUUGUGCCGAUGUGAGGUUAAACCAAAGAAAAUCUACUGUAGAAUCACUCUCUUGUAAAUAUAUUCCAACCAAACAAACCAAAGAUAACAGUUAUCCCUUCUUGCUAACUUAAGAUACAGACGACUCAUUCACACGUAAAUAUAAAAGAGUAAAAUACUCUUAUUAUACAUAGCUAUACAAUGGCCAUUUUAAAGAUAAAGACGAUGGAAUGUGGUACACAGACUUCAAAAGUUAUUCCAUUCACCCUUGAUUUCCAUGCACUUCCGCACUGAGGUAAACGUUAAAGAGUAGUCUCUCCUAGGUAUGUUCUUAAGUAAAUGAAAAAUACCACAUCCAUGCAUCUUUUUCAGAUUUAGAUCUGGUGAAUAUGCGGGAUGAUUGUUUUGUACCACUUUUUUAUCUCUCAGAAACUUUUGAACGAUGGCACCUUUGUGAGUCACAGCGUUGUAAUGGAUCAACUUGAGCCCUCGAAGACCAGUCCUUGGAUGUUUUCGUUGAACAGCUUUUUCUACUUUGUCUCUACAGUAUAAAUAUUUCUAGUGGCUAAUUUUCCUGAUAGUAUAGCAAGUUGUAGAUCAGUACACCCUGAGUAAAAGAAGAUGGAUUACAAAACCUUUUUAGUUCUGUUUGUAAUUACUGGUCUUCGGUCACCACUGUCUGGUGUCAACACGACACUGUGGCUCAUAAAAGUAUAUCUAGGUCUCAUCUCCUGUUCGGCGCUGUGACAUUGUGCGAUCAUAUCAUUUAAGUUUGAGAACUUUUUCUAGCACAUUUGACCCUAUUGACAGACGUCUUACAGCAGCAAUGUUAUUUGACGUCACUGCUGUUUUGGGCCUACCAGGACGAGCUUAAAUUUUCGUUUCUACCUAUAAACAGUUUUCUUUGAUACUGCAGAAUUCCCAUAUGAAGUAUGCAGUUGUUCACUGAAUAUUCUCCUUGAAGGUAUUUCUAAAGAACAAUUUAAUUUAAUGUACGCUCUAAAUUAAGACUUUUGUUCGCGUUUCAUAGCUACAUGUAUUUUGCUUAGUGUAUAUGACUACACCUGAUACAAACCUAGAUAUCUCCAAAACGGUACUACAGUUUUUACUACAACUUUGCAGGAUUUUAAAAGAAUAAUUCAUGUAUUUUCGUCUGUCAAACUUCUACGGAAAAGCGCGAUUGUCAUUAUUUAAGAACGACACUGGUAAAUGUCAUUAAAAUCUAAAAGUUUUUUAAACUGUUUUCAGCGCACCUGCUCGAGAUAAGAAAAGGUCAAUACAUGAAUAUUUAUGCCACCGCAACCUAAAAUUGAAAGCAGGUUUAAGAAUUCCAAUCUCGUUGGACCUACAAUUAACGGUUAGCUUUACAUUUUGAGAAAAUCUAUUCAAACAACACCAAAUCAUAAAAAGAAAGGAUUGUAGCACAUGAAAACAAACAGUAUAUAAAACAUGUAUAUUACUCGACAAAACAGUUGUCAGUUGAUUGAAAUAUACAAUGAAUUCCAGAAAAGGACUGCAGAAAGUGACAAUUUCAGACAAUAUCUUCAUUUUGAUGCUUUUGUAAUUAUGUCCCAGUACUGAAACUUCACAUAAGUUGUCGGAACUUAGUUUUCAGCAAUUGUUUAUUUUUAUAUCUUUACAAAUGACAUUACAUCUGUUUGAGAAUUUAGAGAUCCAUCGUGCGGUAGAACAUGUAAAGGUUGUUAAUAAAGCUGUUGUUUGUAUUAUCAACUA
Messenger RNA from Mercenaria mercenaria, 5435 nucleotides. RefSeq lists its product as uncharacterized. The transcript has 2 exons. Bases 391 to 2868 code for a protein of 825 amino acids. The record is from RefSeq and is a predicted model, not a curated record. NCBI's taxonomy places the organism in Eukaryota, Metazoa, Mollusca, Bivalvia, Venerida, Veneridae.